AGCGGCGGCGAAGGGGCGGGCUCGUGCCCGGAGUCCAUGUGGGCGCCGGCGCGGCACUGAGCAGCGCGGGGUCGCCAUGGCGGAGCUGCAGCAGCUCCGGGUGCAGGAGGCGGUGGACUCUAUGGUGAAGAGUCUGGAGAGAGAGAACAUCCGGAAGAUGCAGGGCCUCAUGUUCCGGUGCAGCGCCGGCUGUUGUGAGGACAGCCAGGCGUCCAUGCAGCAAGUGCACCAGUGCAUUGAGCGCUGCCAUGCACCUCUGGCUCAAGCCCAGGCCCUGGUGACCAGCGAGUUGGAGAAGUUCCAGGACCGCCUGGCCCGGUGCACUAUGCAUUGCAACGACAAAGCCAAAGAUUCAAUCGAUGCGGGGAGUAAAGAGCUUCAGGUGAAGCGGCAGCUGGAGAGUUGCGUGACCACGUGUGUGGAUGACCACAUGAACCUCAUCCCAACCAUGACCAAGAAGAUGAAGGAGUCUCUCUCAUCCAUUGGGAAAUAGAUGUCUGCUAUUGGCCAUCGGGGCUGAAGGCAGGAAUCUAUUUAAAAAGAGAAAUGGGGAUUUGGGUUUUCUAAAGAAAGUUUAUGAAUGAGGAAAUUAAGGACGGCAGCAAGUUUAAGGCCUAUAUCACUUGCCUCUGGACACUGGUUCCUUUGUGUUUGAAACCUAGAAAGUGAAAAAACCUGGUGCUAAAGUUGGGGUCAGAGAUAGCACAGGAGAGUUUUUGUGAGCCUGAAUUUCACGUGGCAAGUGCUUAUCCUGGCAACAGGGAGUCUCCCUUGUACCAAACCAGAGCCCUCCAAGGUACCAGAUUCUCUUAGUACACAGAUACCAACAGGCUGGCAGGUUCAUCUGACCUGCUUAUGAUCUGGUGGAGUGUGAGGAGAGAUGUUUCUAUUUGUUGCCAACCUCCUGUUUACCAGAGGGAUCACUACAACAUUUUCCACAAACUGGAAAUAAAACAAAAUCCAUGAGGUCACUAAUUUAGAAGGGGAAAGGGGGCUUCUGGGGAUUUGUUUUGCGUGGUUUUGUUUUAUAUGCAAGGGCAUGAAGCUACUUUAAGAUAUAGAGUUGGGAGAGGUAGUUUCGAUAAAAACUUUGAAAGGGUCCUUGUGGAUAUUCAUUUCUGGCCAUCAGGAUGUGGAUGCGCACUUCUUAAAAUUCUCACACAUGACAUUUUUCAGCCUGGAGACCCUGCAAAAAUAUAAGAAGCGCUAUCACACUGGUAGGGGAAGCAAACCUUCCCUCUGACUGGCAGCCAUGAUGAGCCCUGAGGCUGUCAGCAGCAGAGUCAGCCGAGUGACAAGACAAUCUUGCAGUGACACUCACCCUUGAAGGGAGAGGGGAUUUUGAUUGUGCUAUAUGCUAGUAUUCAAGAAUGAACAGUGAAAGAGGAAUUGUUAAGAGAGUUAUGAAGUACUGGCUUUGGAAAAAUCUGAUUUGCAUAAAACAAAAUAGAAUGAAAGCCAAAACCCAGUAUUGCUUACUUUGCCCCCUGUAAUAACAGAGCUCUGUUGAAACAAUCCCUUGGCAACACGAAGGUCAAAGGAGAAAAAGUAAGCAACUCAGGGGCAAGCUGUGACUCCUUUAGAGCAAAAAACGGGACAGCCCUCCGUUACCAAAUGCUAAUUUUGCGACAUGCGUUGUUCUUGCCCCAGUUCUGGCACCUUAUCGUUUUAUUAAGGACCUUGUUGUGUUUUUACCAACUUAUUACUUGAAAUGAUAAUGUAGCCUGUCUGUUUGCUGUUUCAAGACUGUGAUAUAUUUUCCUAGUGGUUUGGUUUUAAAAAUACAUAAGACUUAAUUUUUCUUCCA
Molecule: messenger RNA, 1807 nt
Organism: Balaenoptera ricei (Rice's whale)
Lineage: Eukaryota; Metazoa; Chordata; Mammalia; Artiodactyla; Balaenopteridae
Gene: TIMCC
Product: family with sequence similarity 136 member A
Exons: 3
Coding region: 77-493 (138 amino acids)
Cellular component (GO): cytoplasm
Source: RefSeq, a predicted model, not a curated record